Messenger RNA from Halichondria panicea, 2072 nucleotides. RefSeq lists its product as uncharacterized. The transcript has a single exon. Lineage: Eukaryota; Metazoa; Porifera; Demospongiae; Suberitida; Halichondriidae. Bases 407 to 1978 code for a protein of 523 amino acids. The record is from RefSeq and is a predicted model, not a curated record.
UUUGUGCAGCAAAGAUCAAGCUACAUGUACAUGUACAAUGUAUGUAGCAAUACGUGCCAAACGAAACAAAACGACUGUUAUAUUGAGGUGACCGUACUUGAGAGAACAGGAUUAGCGAGAGUGCACUGUCUGUAUAAAUGUAUGUGUGUGUCCCUGCAUCCUGUUAGCAGGAAGGAAAGGUAAACUACGAUUUGAAUGCUAUUAUACAUGUAAGCAGAGAUUUCUAAUUAUACAUCUAUUAUUAUAAUUAUGUAGGUUGCAGUACUAGUGUAAGUACAUGCAUGCAUGGAGGCAAGGUUAAAAUACUGGCCUAAUUAAAUUACACACAACAACUAUAAGAUGCCAUAUAUUUGUGUCCCCCAUAUCCUGUUAGCAGGAAGGAAAAGUCCACUAUAAUGAUGUGUGCAUGCUCUACACCCACUCACACUGUAGGUAUAUGUGGCACUGUGUGCAGUAUAUAUAUAGGUGCAUGUCAGUCUAUCGUACAACAAGUCACGAAGGAAAGUUAAAAAAACGUCCUAACUGCUGUCAACAACCAAAGAGUUUGCAGCAGCUAACAAUUCCAAUUAUGGAGUCUAAUGUAGCCUACAAUGUUGUUCCUACUACUAAGAACGUCACACAACAUGGAAUGCAAGGUUCCCCUCAUCAAAUGGAAGAGAAUAUUGCCUAUAACAUCAUCGAUAAUGAGAAAUAUGCAACACUUACAGAUCAGAACAUUGCCUACAACAUUGUGGAGACAUCUACUGAAACACAAAGAAGUUGUAAAAAAAAUCCAGCCUAUAACAUUGUGGAAAAUGCCAAUAAAAUUCGGAAAGACAGUCAAACACAAGAAACGGACGAAUAUGUAUACAUAGUGCCAAAUACAACUACGAGAAAAGAUGAGCAUACAACAAACACAUCUCAAAUGACGACUCAACUAAAACACCACAGAGUUGUAUCCAUCCUAGCUAUUGUAUUUGCUCUACUAUCUCUUACAUUAGCUGUGGCAGCACUGGUACACACGAGCAUAGAGUUAAGGAAUGUUAAUCAAGAAAUAACAUCAAUCACAAUAAUACUAAACAACAUUUCUGAUCAACAAAAUUCACAAAUACUUUUCAGAGAUGUUCAGAACAUAAAUUCUAUUCUUGAAGAACUUGAGCCAUUCUAUCUUGGAACAAUCAACAACCCAGCUAGCUCUUGUAGUGACAUCCCUCAAGACCGAUCAUCUGGAGAAUACUGGAUUCGAAACACCACUAGCUCUCUUGUUCAGGUCUACUGUGACAUGAAUGGAACAAGCUGUAGCUGCAACACUGCAGGAGGAUGGAUGAGGGUAGCCAACCUCGACAUGACCGAUCCCAACCAAAACUGCCCAGACGGAUUCAACCUUACAAUAAGGACAGAGCCACCACUGCGUACUUGUGGUAGAACAGGAGAACUCAGAACUGGUUGUACGUCUUUUCCAAUUCAAACUUACGGAGUGGAAUACUCGCAUGUGUGUGGUCGAAUCAUAUCGUAUCAAAAUGGUCGACCGGAUGCUUUUGCACCUUUUCAUCGAAGAAGAACAUCGCUGACAAUCGACAGAGAUUACGUUGACGGAAUCAGUCUCACACACGGACAAUCACCACGGCAACACAUCUGGACAUUUGCGUGCGCCAUUGAUGAGUUUGUCUCUAACAUUAACACCCAAUCCAGCCGAUGUCCUUGUACACGUCCAAACGAUGCUUUCCUAGGAACCGUACCACCCUUCAUCGGACAAGAUUAUUUCUGUGAGACUGGCGCUGGGGCUGGCGAUAGGGGACGAUUUUUCGCUAACGAUCCACUCUGGGACGGUCAGGGUUGCGCGGAUAACAGUACUUGCUGUGAGUUCAACAAUCCACCGUGGUUCUGCAAGCAACUCCCUCAACCAACUACAGACGAUAUCGAGAUGAGGAUUUGUUUCGAUCAAGGUUUUCCAGAUGAAGAUACACCCAUUGAGAUAAUGGAGAUGUACGUUCGCUAAAAAUUCAAACUGAAAAUAGUACGUUUUGUUAUUAUUCUGCACAUUGCACUUGGCACUAACACAUUUAACACUAAGUUUAACACUGUACUCUGAA